Messenger RNA from Neocloeon triangulifer, 3174 nucleotides. It is a transcript of the gene Mob4, whose product is annotated as MOB kinase activator-like 4. The record is from RefSeq and is a predicted model, not a curated record. Lineage: Eukaryota; Metazoa; Arthropoda; Insecta; Ephemeroptera; Baetidae. Bases 95 to 766 code for a protein of 223 amino acids. The transcript has 5 exons. Gene Ontology annotation, cellular component: cytoplasm.
AGCUCUUGCGGCCGACGGUGGAAGUUCUGUUGAUGGCUUUGGAAGUGGGAGUGGGGCUUCUUGCUGGGGGAUUCGGAUAAAAGGGAGUGCAACCAUGAAGAUGGCUGAUGGAGUCACUAUGCUGCGAAGAAACCGUCCGGGAACGAAGGCCAAGGACUUUUGUCGCUGGCCCGAUGAACCUUUCGAGGAGAUGGACAGCACCCUCGUCGUGCAACAGUUCAUACAGCAGCAGAUUUGUCACGAUCCCAUGAAUGUUGCCCAGAUUUUGACUCCUCCAGAGGGCCAGGACGAAGGCGUGUGGAAGUAUGAACACCUUAGGCAAUUUUGUUUGGAAUUAAACGGAUUGGCUGUGCGACUUCAAGCCGAGUGUCACCCUGAAACCUGCACACAAAUGACGGCAACAGAGCAAUGGAUCUUUCUUUGUGCUGCUCACAAAACACCUAAAGAGUGUCCUGCCAUAGACUAUACUAGGCACACACUGGACGGGGCAGCUUGCUUGUUGAACAGCAACAAAUACUUCCCCAGCAGGGUGAGCAUUAAGGACUCGUCUGUUGCCAAGCUUGGCUCCGUUUGCCGAAGAGUUUAUCGAAUUUUUUCUCACGCUUACUUCCAUCACAGAGCAAUAUUUGACGAGUUUGAAAACACUACGUAUCUCUGUAGAAGAUUCACAUCGUUUGUCAUAAAGUACAACUUGAUGUCUCGAGACAACUUAAUUGUGCCAAUAUUGGAAGACGAAGCAGCUCUGCAGACCGAAUCGGAAGCUUAAAGUAACCUCAAAUCUCCCCAGUCAUUCCAACCGAGAUGGCACUGGAGGUCCAACCUAGCCUCUCUUCCGCUGAAGGAGACACUUCAUUUUCUUCUGUUAUUUGAUUACGAGCUUAAUGUCGAUCCCAUUUUUUUUAAUUAGAAAGGCUCAAGUACCAAGAUGCAGCCAAUCAAUUUAGCCAUCUACUCUAGUUUCAAUGAAUUGUGUAAAUAGGACAAGAAUGUUAAGUGUGCAUUAAGCUACAAAAGCUGAUAAUUUCUUUUUAAACUCGAACUAAAAUACUAGCCUCUUACACUGUUUUUAAACAAUACUAAGUUAUAUUAAUUGCAAACUGCGUAUUUAUGUCUUCAUUUAAAAAGUAAAGAUUCAUCAAAUACACCAAAAUACACAAAUGAACUUUGCAAAAACUAUCAAUUUUUCUAUAUUGAUAAUUUGAUUUGACUUAUGUAUAAAAAAAAAAAUUAUAAUUUGUUUAGUUUUCAUUUAAUGCUUUGCCUGUGGCACUUUUUUUUUUAAUUGGCCACACUUUUGGCAAGGGUCAACCGAUUUGAAUGAAAUUUGGCAGGUCGGUUGCUCUUAGGGUGUAAACAAAUAGUUUAGAAGGAUUUUUGAAAAUUCUCUAAAUUGCCUAUUUUACAGGGGCUCAAAGUUGCUGAUUUUGAAAAAUGGCGUUUUCAAAAAUCGAAAAUAUCUCAGCUCCUGUUGCAGAUAGCGCAUAAGUUUAUAUAAGCAAAAUUGUAGGUAAUUAGACGCCCUACAACUUUGCUAUAGUGACCAAGGUCGUAGGUCAAACCUGAAGGUCAUUUAUUUUUAGCUCAUUUUUUUCAGGCUCUACCAAAGUACCAAGGCAAUAAAUUUUUUUGAUUCCAAAAUAGCCAAAAGUUGCUCCAGUUAGUAAUAAACAUCAUAUAAAAAUUUGGUGAUACUUAUUUUUUUCGUUUUUGAGAUAUUCCGGAUCAAAGGGCAAAAAACGUGGUUUUCCGAGCGUUUUUUGUGCACAAUUUAUUUUAAACCUCCAUAACUUUUUUCCUGUUAGAGUUAGGAUUAAAUGUAUUAUGACAAAAAAUAAUUGCCUUUAAUUUUUCUUCCAGAUCAUGUAUCACACAUGGUGAUCAGGUCACAAAAGGGCAUUGACCCCAUGGUGACCUGUGACCUUUUUGAAUUUUUUUACGUGUGUGACACAUGGAUGGAAAGAGGAUGUCAGCAGGAGCAUUUUAAUACCCGGAUUUUUGUUCUAGCAUCAUUACAAGUGAAGUUAUCAUAGAUUUUGUGCAGCAAAAGAUAGAAUCGGAUGAAUAAAUUAUUUAAAAAUAGAUGUAACUUCACAUCUAUUGAUGCUAGAACAAAAAUCCGAGUACCAAAAUGCUCCUGCUGACAUCCUCUUUCCAUCCAUGUGUCACACACGUAAAAAAAUUCAAAAAGGUCACAGGUCACCAUGGGGUCAAUGCCCUUUUGUGACCUGAUCACCAUGUGUGAUACAUGAUCUGGAAGAAAAAUUAAAGGCAAUUAUUUUUUGUCAUAAUACAUUUAAUCCUAACUCUAACAGGAAAAAAGUUAUGGAGGUUUAAAAUAAAUUGUGCACAAAAAACGCUCGGAAAACCACGUUUUUUGCCCUUUGAUCCGGAAUAUCUCAAAAACGACAAAAAUAAGUAUCACCAAAUUUUUAUAUGAUGUUUAUUACUAACUGGAGCAACUUUUGGCUAUUUUGGAAUCAAAAAAAUUUAUUGCCUUGGUACUUUGGUAGAGCCUGAAAAAAAUGAGCUAAAAAUAAAUGACCUUCAGGUUUGACCUACGACCUUGGUCACUAUAGCAAAGUUGUAGGGCGUCUAAUUACCUACAAUUUUGCUUUAUAAACUUAUGCGCUAUCUGCAACAGGAGCUGAGAUAUUUUCGAUUUUUGAAAACGCCAUUUUUCAAAAUCAGCAACUUUGAGCCCCUGUAAAAUAGGCAAUUUUGAGAAUUUUCAAAAAUCCUUCUAAACUAUUUGUUUACACCCUAAGAGCAACCGACCUGCCAAAUUUCAUUCAAAUCGGUUGACCCUUGCCAAAAGUGUGGCCGAUUAAAAAAAAAAGUGCCCUGUAAAUAUCGACAAUGGUUUAUAAAGACAGGAGAUUCAAGAUUUUGAAGAGUUGGGAAAUAAAUUUUCUGCAUUUUUCAAACUUAGUCUCAGUAGCUCAACAACUUGAUGAAUAACUUCUGAACUAUUGUGUAAUCCCGCAUUGAUCUGUUUUAUUGCACACCCAUUAUUAUGCUAAUAUUAUGUGUUGCAAAAUGUAAUAUAGCUUAUUGCUAUUGUAAUUUUUUUGUUUUACUCAAAUAAUGUAACAUUAUUUCUUUCUCCAACAUCAAUUCAAUUGAGUGUGUAUAGUCAUUAAAUUGAAUUAUAUUAAAAAAAUCCAGCUUAUUGCA